UUUAAUAGUGUACUGAGAGGUCACUCUUUGUGGCGGAAUUUCAGUAUCUUUGGAACGUGGGGUCGGUUUGGUUAUUUUCGUUUGUUUCCUUACCUUGCUAAUCUGGAUUUUUCGGCUCUUCUGGAAUGAUCACAUUGUAUAACCUUCACUGCCAAACUGACUACUGAUUAAUUUGGGUGGAAAUAAAAAGUUUCAGGAAAAAAAUGCACCAACUAUCAGACAAGAUGAUAUCCGGGUUGAAAACUUAUAAAUAUUCAUGUGUUGAUAAUUCUCCAUUUUCAACAUAUAUUAUGCAUCCAUUUUGGAACUGGUUAUCACAAUUUUAUCCUGUUUGGUUAGCUCCAAAUCUGAUAACAUUCACUGGUUUCCUUUUAACAGUUGCACAUUAUUUCCUUACGUGUUUUUAUAAUCCAAACUUCUCUGCAACUAAUAGUGUUCCUGUUUGGGUUUGGCUUGUCACAUCUUUCCUUGUGUUUAUUGCUCAUACUUUAGAUGGUACAGAUGGUAAACAAGCUCGUCGAACUAAGUCAUCAUCAGCUCUUGGAGAAUUAUUUGAUCAUGGAUGUGAUUCAUGGGUGUGUCUUUUUCUUCCUGGAUCAAUGUUCUCACUGUUAGGUGAUGUGUAUACUACACGUGAGAUGUUUAUCGGACAGUGGGUACUGAUUGUUAGUUUUCUACUAUCUCAUUGGGAGAAAUACAUAACGGGUGUCUUGUUUUUACCGUGGACUUUUGACACCAGCCAAACAGCUGUUGCUAUAGUCUUCCUGCUUGCUUAUUGGUUUUCGCCUACUAUUUUGAUUGAACCAAUUGUCUACGGUUGGUCGGCUGCGGCAAUUUUUAAAUAUACACUCUUCUUUUCACUUUAUUUUGUUCAUAUUCCUGUCACCUUAUGGAACAUUGUAAAAACAUGUCCGCAGAAACAACCAUGGCAUCGUGGUCUUGGAUUGACUGGAGUCUUAAAACCACUCUUUCCUGUAGCAGUUCUUCUUUUAAGUUCAUCUCUAUGGGCUAGUUAUUCACCGUCAAAUCUUCUCGAUAAACAUACACGUGUAUUUUUGUUUUGCUGGGGAACGAUUGCUUCAAAUGUGAUAUGUCAUCUAAUCGUUGCACAAUUAUGCCAUGUUCCAGCUCCGAUUCAUAAUAAAGAAGUUUAUCUAUAUUCAAUGAUUACCUCUAUUGUGUGCUUUGGUUUUCCACUGAGUAAAAACUCACCCACUGAAUACAUCUCUCUUUACAUGCUAACAGCUUUUGUUACUUUGGAUCAUAUUUAUUAUGCUUAUCAAGUGGUCAACGAGAUCGCCUCAUGUCUUCACAUUAAAGUGUUCAGCAUCACGCAAUAAUUCAAUCAGUUAAUCAAUGAUUUUUCAUGCAUUAUAAAAUUGUCUUAUUUAUAAUUAUGUAUGAUAAGAUUGUUUAUAUUCUGUUGUAAUUAGCUUAAGUUUUCUUCUUCUUGUUCUAACACGGAAUCUCAGUAUUGUUCAAUGAGCAAUUCUCUUUCGUCCUUUGAAGAAACUGACCUCAAUAUGCAUAUUUUUUUGAUGGUUUUACUGUCCAGUUGGUUUUCCUAUGCACUUAUAAUCUUUCUUCCCUUAUUAACUUUUCAUGUGUAAUACUGAUUAUAUUUCUAGCUAUGAGAUAUAACGCAAUAACUAUUAAGAUUGGAGAAAUACCUUUGUUUAUAUUGUCAGUCUACCUUCUUCUAUAUUUACUGCUGUCUUUUUCGACUAUUUAUUCUGCAUUUUAAAUGAAUUUAUCACAGUCAAACAUGUGUGUGUGUGUGUCAGAUAAUUAUUCAUUUGCAUAUUGUGUGUUUCUUCCAAUAACUAUGGUUUCAUGCAUAUGAAUAACAGUUCUGAAAACGAUUUCUUUCACUUUUCUUAACUUGUAUUUUUUAUAAAGGUUAAAAUUUAAUAAAUGCCUUUAUGAAAAGU
Trichobilharzia szidati is the source of this 1931-nucleotide messenger RNA. Lineage: Eukaryota; Metazoa; Platyhelminthes; Trematoda; Strigeidida; Schistosomatidae. The record is from the annotation of a GenBank genome assembly.